CUCGCAGCAAUAAAUUGCGCUCCCCCCUCUUGCCUCGAGCUAAUCCUGUGUUCUCCAAUCCCGCGACUCCUCACCGCAGACUCUCUAGACGUCACUUCUCGAGCUCUCCAACCACAACCACAAUGCCUGUCGGAACUGUCCUCGUCACCGGUGGAACGGGCUACAUCGGCUCCUUCACGACUCUGGCCCUGCUGGACGCCGGCUACGAUGUCGUCAUUGUCGACAGCCUCUACAACUCCUCCAAGGUCGCCCUCGACCGCAUCGAGCUGCUGGCUGGCCGCCGUCCCGACUUCUACCAGAUUGACAUCACCGACGAAAAGGCUCUGGACGAGGUGUUUGCCAAGCACCCCUCCAUCGACAGCGUCAUCCACUUUGCCGCAUUGAAGGCCGUCGGAGAGUCUUCCGUGAUCCCUCUCGAGUACUACCGCGUCAAUGUCGGCGGCAGCAUUGCCCUCCUCCAGUCCAUGUCCCGCAACAAUGUCACCAACAUCGUCUUCUCCUCCUCCGCCACCGUCUACGGCGAUGCUACUCGAUUCCCCAACAUGAUUCCCAUCCCCGAGCACUGCCCCAUUGGCCCGACCAACACUUACGGCCGCACAAAGUCCAUGAUUGAGGACGUCAUCUCCGACUACAUCAAUGCUCAGCGCAACAACCUGGAGAAGGAGGGCAAGCCUUUCCAGCAGUGGAAUGGCGCUCUGCUGCGCUACUUCAACCCCUGCGGUGCCCACCCCAGCGGUAUCAUGGGCGAGGAUCCUCAGGGUGUUCCUUUCAACCUGCUCCCCCUGCUGGGACAGGUUGCCACAGGCCAGCGCGAGAAGCUCCUUGUCUACGGAGAGGACUACCCUUCUCGCGACGGAACCGCCAUCCGAGACUACAUUCACGUUGUCGAUCUUGCUCGAGGCCACUUGGUCGCUCUCAACUACCUCCGCGCCAACCAGCCCGGUGUCAAGGCCUGGAACUUGGGUUCUGGUCGUGGCAGCACUGUCUUCGAGAUCGUCAAGGCAUUCAGCGCCGUCGUUGGUCGCGAUUUGAAAUACGAGGUCGUUGCCCGCAGAGCCGGCGAUGUCCUAGACUUGACUGCCAACCCCACUCUGGCCAACACCGAGCUGAACUGGAAGACUGAGCUCACCAUGGAGAAGGCCUGCGAGGACCUCUGGCGGUGGGUCAGCAACAACCCCCAGGGAUACCGACAGGAGCCCCCGGCUGAGUUGUUGGCUGCUGUCAAGAAGGCGUAAAGAAAAAAAUGAAAUGAAAAUCUAAAUGAAAUGUUAUAGCGAAACAAAGACGCGGAAGAGAAGAGUUGGAUGAAAAGCUUAAAAUAGACAUGAAUAAUCGAUUUGGAAUGUCGCCAAGAGGAGCGUUAUUUACAAAAUUGGAUUUGAACAAAGAAUUCCCCCGUGUUUCACGAUAGAAUGAAGGAAGAGAAAAGAACAGAAAAUUAAUUACGAAAAAAUAUACUCAAUUAGUAAACAGACAA
Molecule: messenger RNA, 1477 nt
Organism: Trichoderma atroviride IMI 206040
Lineage: Eukaryota; Fungi; Ascomycota; Sordariomycetes; Hypocreales; Hypocreaceae
Biological process (GO): beta-D-galactose catabolic process via UDP-galactose, Leloir pathway
Cellular component (GO): cytosol
Molecular function (GO): UDP-glucose 4-epimerase activity
Source: RefSeq, a predicted model, not a curated record